AUGACCACAGAGAAACCACAGCAGGUGGCUGAAGUCGAUGCAAAUGGGCCUCAGGCUCAAGAAUCGCAGCAUCCUGACCUACCACAAAAUCUGCCCGUUGAACAUGAGACGAGGCGUGCACAAGACCAGGUUUUGCCUGCGGGUUUGAUACAGGUAGAAGAACAGACACCACCACCUGUCCCAGAAAAAGUCGUGACGCCUCCUGCCAAGAACCCGCAUAUGGAGAUGCCUCCGAUCUACGCAGAACCCGAGCCGCAGAUGGUGACACCUCUGUCCAGACUGACAGCAACGCCAACGUAUAUCGACUGCCCCUUCUGCAUGCAACGGGCCCAGACGAACGUGUCUAAAGAGGGAACUUCAAUGCAGACCAUGGCAGCGGCUCUGUGCUGCCUGUUCUGUGUGUGUGCCGUAUGCGUCCCAUACAUGUGUCACUGGUUUGAGGACACCCACAUCUACUGCUCGAGAUGUAAGGCGAGAGUCGCGACCAUACCGCAUGAUGGGCACAUAAACAUAUACCGACCGACUGACCCAGCAAUGGUCGCGACAAUCUACCAAUAG
Molecule: messenger RNA, 558 nt
Organism: Diaporthe amygdali
Lineage: Eukaryota; Fungi; Ascomycota; Sordariomycetes; Diaporthales; Diaporthaceae
Exons: 2
Coding region: 1-558 (185 amino acids)
Molecular function (GO): zinc ion binding
Source: RefSeq, a predicted model, not a curated record